GAAAGCCCAAGCAGGAGGUGGCGGUGUCUGGCCUUGCUCGGCAGCUCUCCCCUCAGUGAAGAGUAGUUUUGGUAGACUGGACUUUGAACAUUCGGAGCUGCUCACAGCUUUUAGCUUCAGAGAACAUCUGGAGGACUAAACACGGAGGAAAUCCGCGGUGAAAAAAUCUGGAUCGCUCUUGAAAACAAGAAAAAACGGUGCUGGUGGAAAUAAGGCCAAUUGAGGAUCAAAUGUUUCAUCCGUGUAGGUGGUUUCAUCAGCGACUGUCUCGCUGUUGAGAAAGCAGUCCUGAAACAGGUUGAUAGCUGGGAUUCCCACGGGGAAUCCACCGAAGCAGAACAUCUGGUGAGGAAUCUUCAUACACACCGAGGCCAGACGGAGAGCCUCGUCGCUCGGAUGCUCCUCUUGGACGGCUGAUGCUCCACCAUGGGAGGAAGCAGCAGCAGGAUUCUACAGCUGUGAAGAUGACACCAUGACAUUAGGAGGAACAUAUGGAUCUCCAGCACCGUAUUUCUCAUGAUGAUGCACACUCACUUUGGGAAGGAAGGCUUCGCUCCACUGUACCCCUUCCAGAACUGUGGGACAUUAACACACUUCUCAACUGUGCCAUGUGGGUUCUAACCUAUCAGAGACGGUAAUAAUGGAGGACGUCUCUAUGGCGAACAUGUCCCUGGGCUCCGGAGCCGUGCCGCAGCCAGUCACCCCGACGGGGAAGUCCUCAGUAAUGGCCCCAGGUCUCAGCCUCCCUCUGCAGGUCUUCUUCAUCCUCGUCAUGGCAACCAUCCUACUGGUGGCCUUUGCAGGAAAUGUGGUGGUGUGCCUGAUGGUGUACCAGAGAUCCGCCAUGCGCUCCGCCAUCAACAUCCUCCUGGCCAACCUGGCGUUUGCAGACAUGAUGCUGGCCAUCUUCAACAUGCCGUUCGCUUUAGUCACUGUUAUGACCACCACCUGGAUCUUUGGGAACACUUUUUGCCGGGUUUCUGCCAUGCUCUUCUGGUUGUUUGUGAUUGAAGGUGGAGCUAUUUUGCUUAUAAUAAGCAUUGAUAGAUUUCUGAUUAUUGUCCAGAAAAAAGACAAGCUCAGCGCACAGAGAGCCAAGCUACUCAUUUUGAUCACCUGGGUCCUCUCUUCGGUUUUCUCCUCCCCUCUGGCUGUAGGUUCCCCUAGUCUGCAAAUCCCUCCCAGAGCCCCUCAGUGUGUUUUUGGUUACAGCGCUGACCCAGGAUACCACGCUUACGUCUUGAUCCUCAUGCUAGUUUUCUUCUUCAUACCUUUCCUGGUCAUGCUGUACACAUUCAUGGGGAUCCUGAACACCAUCCGCCACAACGCCAUCCGCAUCCACAGCCACCCAGACAGCAUGUGUCUGAGCCAGGCCAGCAAGCUUGGCCUGCUGAGCCUCCAGAAGCCCUUCCAGAUGAACAUAGACAUGAGUUUCAAGACCCGUGCCUUCACCACCAUCCUCAUUCUCUUCUCCGUAUUUACCGUGUGUUGGGCGCCCUUUACUGCCUACAGUCUGGUGACUACCUUCAGUUUUGGCUUUUAUCACAAAGACAGUUUUUUCCAAAUCAGCACAUGGCUCCUGUGGUUGUGCUACCUCAAGUCUGCCCUAAACCCUCUCAUCUACUACUGGAGGAUCAAAAAGUUUCGAGAUGCCUGCUUCGAUCUGAUGCCCAAAUACUUCAAGUUUCUUCCUCAGCUGCCAGGCAACACCAAGAGACGCAUCCAGCCCAGUGCUGUGUAUGUAUGUGGAGAGCAUCGUUCUGUGGUUUAAAGGGAAAUUCACUCUUAUAAUGCUGUUAGAAACCCCACUUUGAAUCCAUGUAACUUGCAUUUGAGAUUGCUUGGAGUGAACUAAAGGAUACUUCUCUCAGUAGAAGCGCAAGCUGAAAGUAGCACUGUUUUGAAAAGCCAAGGGGCUGAGUUGAUAUAAGUAGCUGCUGAAGGGAUACCUAGAAGAUCUGUUUGAAGUGUUCUCAUGUGCAGUAUGAUAUGAGAAUAUACCCAGGGGUUUAAUCUAAGGAUGCACGCAUAUCUGAUAUUAAUACUGGUAUUAUGGGUGUUAACUGAUACUUACAGAUAUUUUAUAUAUAUAUGUAUUUCUGUACACUUUUGACACUGUGUAAAAAGGGACCUCACAAACGACAUCUUUUUUCUUCUUUAAACUCCCCAUAAACUUUUGCUGCAUCAAGUAAAUACCACAUAGCCAACAUCCUCCUCCUCUUGAAACAUAAACAAACAAGAUGAAAGGAAAUGUCACUCAUUAAAAUUUUUCUGCAUUUCUGUUUUUUUCUAGAAAACAUAAAUUUAUCUAAAAAAAAAAUUCUCAAACAUUUUUGACAUUUUGAUUCCGGUGGUGUGUGCUACCUGAACCUAUAGCUACGCCUAAAAUGGGGAUGUUGGUAGAGUUUGUCCCGGGUGGUUUUUCCGUUCAAGUCCACUCUGUCUACUUCUGUCGAUGAGUUUUUGGCUAAGACACUUCACCCGCAUUGCUUACUCAGUUCAGUGGUGCAUGGCAGCCUCUGUAAGUGUCAACACUGUUGUAAGGGUAACUGUGGCUUGCUAUACUACUGUGUGAAAGGGUGAAUGUAGUGUGAGGUACUUUGGUGUCCUCUGGACUUCACACUAUACAUUUACCAAAGCCCCCACAAUGCUCUGCUUCUAUCAGUCACCACCAUCCAAAAUGGAAACAAGAGAGUUUGUUUCCUCUUUGAAACAAGCUUCUCAUUCUAAACAACUGCAGUUUUCAGUGACUCCUUGUCAGGAGUUGCAGCUAGCAGUUAAUCCCGUCACAUUACAACCGGUUGUGUGUACAGAUAGAUGCAGUUGGAGAACAUUAUUAGACAUAAGUCUAAUAUCAAAACUGUGAUAUCAUCAAUGGUAGCCAGUCUGAUGCUUGGUGACUAAGCAGGAAGAAGUGGUAUUCAGACCCAAACAUGUCCAUUGAGAUCAAAAUUUCUGCCAUUCAUUUCUGCAAAUGCAAUCAAUCUUUAAAAUGGAACAUAGAAAAAGAACCUUCUUCACAGUCCUUUAGAUGUGAUUUGCAGUGGAGGGUGUUUGAAUGUUGGACUAACAACAUUUCUAUGUUGUUAGUCGCUCAACUGGUGAAAUGGGGAAGAUGCAGAAGGUGGAUCUUAAAUCCCCACUAUUGAGAGUGUGGUCUGAGUCAUUUUCUUCAGGUUUGAUAAAGAAAAUAUCCACUACAAAACUCUAAAUUUAACUGUGUGCUUUUAGUGGUUUGUGUGGCUUAAAGCCUCCCAUAUACCCACAGUGGUGGUGACAAUGUUAAGGCUUUGUCUACAAAAUUGGUGAGUUGCUGGUUCAAGUUGCUCUGAAUAUCUGUUACCCAGUUGUGUGUGUUAUUCUAUCUGUCUUUGCGUUGUUGGGCAAGGCACUUUACUCACCUUGCCUGCUAAUGGCGCAGAGAGGGUGCUGUGAGCACUCUGUUCCAUGGUCCCGGAGAGAUGAUGUUUACAUUGAUUUUAAACAAAGGAAACUCAACAGAGCUAGGUUUUUAGCCUUGUUUUGAAGGGACUCCGUGUUUUAACAGUUUUAACAGAUGGUCUUUGGUAUCCUGAAAAAUGCUAAAAGCCAGACUUUAUCAUCAAUCAAUCAUUGUCUCAAAGGACAUGUUUGAGUCCGAAAACCACUUCUUCCUGCUCAGUCACUAACGGUGCCUGUAUAGUAAAGUUAAAACCUGAACAUCUAUUACUACUACCAUGUUUUACGAAAUAUCCUGCCUUCCAUCUUCAUGCAUGAUUUAUAAUUACAUUUACAUCUCCCAUUGAGGUGAUUAUUUAUUUUUUUUAUUUUCUUUAUUUAAUCAGGUAAACCCCAUUGAGAUCUGGAUCUCAUUUUGAAGAGGGACCUGGGCAUCUCCCCCAGUCUUAAAUCUUGAAGCCCACUGUGUUGUGAAAAUGGAAGUGUGGUCACAUUUUGAAUCUGAAUAUUCAUUUGAAAUUAUUCCCAGCUUGAAACAAUCAUUAAAAUCAUCUUAAAUCAAAGACACCUUCAGUGUCUUCAGCUUUUGUAUUAGAAAGAUUUUAUUCUAGUAAAAAGUGACAUGGAGUCCAUGUCCAUGUUUGUACCAAAAUUGCAUUGAAAUAUGCAUUGAAGCUAUAUGAGACUUUGGCCAAAAUUAAGCAAUAUUUCCACAGGUACAAUUACUAUGGCAUCUUCUCUCUUAAACAAAUUUACACCUGGAAUUAGACAAAAAUAGAACAAAGCUUUGUAGGGUUGUGAAAAUCAGUAAUUUUACUAUUUGAGUAUUGUACCCAUCAUUCUGUCAAUUAAGCGAGUAAUUGAAUUAAAAAAUGUAUCAAAUAAAAUAUUGGCACAUACUGCCCACAAUUGGCCCAGAUUUAUAUAUUUAUUGCAUUUAUAGCAAUUACUUUCCUGUAGCUUAAAAAAUUACAACAGCUGACUUUGAUAAAAAUUCUGCCAAAAUCUUAAAUUGUAUUCAGUUCAAUAAUAAACCAUCAGGAUCACAAAGACACUUAUGAAAAAUGUUUAUCACCUUUAAUAGAUGAAGUCUCACUUUGCCCAACCAUUUCUAGCUUUUGUGCCCAAGUGUACAACGGGAUUUGGCACCUUUCAUUACACACAGAAAUAUGCAUGUCGCAACCCGUUUGUGACUGGAAUGGUCUUCACAUCUCAGCUUCUCUGGGGACCAGCAUUUAAAGUUGAUUUUUACGAAAAGCAAAUGGCAAGACUUUACUGAACAAGGAAUGCACUGAAUAACUUGUACUCUGUGACAGUAAUGUUUGGGAAAUAAAGGAGAGACUGACUUUUUAUUGACCCUUCCUGUUUCCUCACACUGAAAAUGAGUCGAUGGUGGCGAAACAGCGUGUACAAUAGUAUGGAUUUUUUUUUUGUUUUUUUUUUUGGAAGCAUGCAAAUGAUCAGCUGAAGUGCCACAGCCAAAUGUAUAUUUGCAUUUAUAAUGUUUUCAUUGUGCCUAUUAAUUAGUCUGUUGCCAGUCAGAAUGCUGCUAUUUGGUGAAAAUGUGCAAUUUUGGUGUACUGUACUGUUGAAUGUAAUAAACACCUAGACAUUUCUUACAUU
Messenger RNA from Poeciliopsis prolifica (blackstripe livebearer), 5061 nucleotides. RefSeq names its product G protein-coupled receptor 63 (gene gpr63). Gene Ontology annotation, cellular component: membrane. The transcript is spliced from 2 exons. Gene Ontology annotation, molecular function: G protein-coupled receptor activity. Bases 641 to 1771 code for a protein of 376 amino acids. The record is from RefSeq and is a predicted model, not a curated record. NCBI's taxonomy places the organism in Eukaryota, Metazoa, Chordata, Actinopteri, Cyprinodontiformes, Poeciliidae. Gene Ontology annotation, biological process: G protein-coupled receptor signaling pathway.